GAGCUGAGACACUCAGUCUGGCAGUUGCUGGGGGUUUAAAGGAGUUGGUGGAUUUCAGCUGGUUUUAAACAAGAUUGAAGAGGUUGGGUUUUUUUCUUCUCUACUGUGCGGAAAUACUGAAAGGACAAAAAGAUACUGGAAAUAAUGAAAAAAGUGUGCCACAACUCUUGAUCAGAGACCUGCAAUUUGAGAAGAAGUCAUUAGCUAAGCUCAUGUUUUCUCCUGAUCAAGAAAAUCAUCCAUCAAAAGCACCAGUAAAAUAUGGUGAAUUGAUUGUAUUAGGGUACAAUGGGUCUCUCCCAAAUGGAGAUAGAGGAAGAAGAAAAAGUAGAUUUGCUUUAUUUAAAAGGCCCAAGGCAAAUGGGGUGAAACCCAGCACUGUGCAUAUUGCCUGUACCCCUCAAGCAGCAAAGGCAAUAAGUAACAAGGACCAACACAGCAUCUCGUACACUUUGUCUCGGGCCCAGACAGUAGUAGUUGAAUAUACACAUGACAGCAACACAGAUAUGUUCCAGAUUGGUCGGUCAACAGAGAGUCCUAUAGACUUUGUUGUGACAGAUACAGUUCCUGGAAGUCAGAGUAAUUCAGAUACACAGUCCGUGCAGAGCACUAUAUCAAGGUUUGCCUGCAGAAUCAUAUGUGAACGUAACCCUCCUUUUACAGCAAGAAUAUAUGCUGCAGGAUUUGACUCCUCAAAAAAUAUCUUUCUUGGGGAGAAAGCUGCGAAGUGGAAGACAUCAGAUGGGCAAAUGGAUGGACUAACCACAAAUGGAGUUCUUGUUAUGCAUCCCCGUAAUGGAUUUACAGAAGACUCCAAGCCAGGGGUGUGGAGAGAGAUAUCUGUGUGUGGGAACGUGUUCAGCCUCCGUGAAACGAGAUCAGCUCAGCAGAGGGGGAAAAUGGUAAGAGUAGUGACCAAUGUUUUAUGCAGCCUGUUCAAAAUGGGUACAACCAUAAGUG
Tauraco erythrolophus (red-crested turaco) is the source of this 960-nucleotide messenger RNA. NCBI's taxonomy places the organism in Eukaryota, Metazoa, Chordata, Aves, Musophagiformes, Musophagidae. The record is from RefSeq and is a predicted model, not a curated record.